CCGGCGAAUCGCGAGUUAUGGAGCGUGGAGUGCAGGGACUUUGCUUGCUCCGUAGCACUGGAGAGUUUCAAGUGACAUUUUUUGUCCUUGGGAACAAAACACCCCCCGUCCCCGUCCCCCGAAAGCGGGUCUUUCAUAGAAGUGCCACAGCCGCAGACGGCUGGUAAAUUGUAAUAAGCUGCCGGUCUGCCCCAGACGAGCAACCUCGACAGGGAACAACUGGUUGGUUCCGGUUGAAAUUGUGAAACGUGGACGCACCAGAAUUUCGCCCGAAAUGCGCCAGGCCACCUCGAACACACAAAGUCGUGAGCCCUCUGUCACUCACACUGUAGAGGUUCAGCGAAUAAUGAAGGACUUGUUCCUGGAAAACAGUCAUCCAAGCGCGAAAGUUUCAACUUCGACCCCCGGCCGUUCAGCGACGCAAUGCGAUUAGUUAGGCGGGGCAGGGAUUUCACCUGCGCCCCAGCCCGGGGCGAAACCUUCAAACUGAAUGGCGGCAAAAUCCUUCCGCAUCAGACACACCGCAGCCAGCCGGGUUCCUGGUUGCCUGAGAUGGGGCAUCAAACGGACAGCUCGUUACGGUUGCACGGUGAACAAACCAUCAACAGCACCCAAUGGGCGGAGCCAUGAGAGCUACUAGUAAAAUGGCAUUCAAAAGGAUGAGCUGGUCUGUGAGAGCAAACAAAGAGAUUAUUAUUCAUUGAUGGUGUAGAAGAACAACGGUAGUUUCAUACCGAGGGAUUUGGAGGGAGAGCUUUUUGCCGCUGCUUUUUCCCAUCUAUUAGUUACUUGGCAAAUUGGUGAGAGUCCUCAUUAUCAAUCACAAAGAUAUUCCCUGUCUGAAGAGUCCGCCUUUCGGCACAAGAGAGCGAAGAAAGAAAGAAGAAAAGAAGAAAGAAAUGGGUCUCAGACUGGGGAAGAAACAAGAUGGAUCCACACUUCUUCAUGACAGGGUUAGUAUAGUUUAUAGUAUGGGGAGAUAUGCAGCUUUUUUUCUGCAGCGGUUACUACCCCCACAACAGUAGCAGCAAGUGAUCUUGUUUACACCCUUGAGCGGGAAUGAGACACAAUGAUGCACUGUUAAAAGAAUACAGCAAUUCAACAGCCAUGGUAACAUCAGUAUCAGGGAAGCCCGGAAGGUCAGUAAGUGAGUAUUCUUUCAAAAUACCACCCCGCCAGAACUAUCUCCACAUAGAAUGGAUAUAUAUCAAAGUGCGCAGGUUAUGUGUCAUUAUUGGCACUGCUUGAGACCCUGAGAAGAAGACAAGAAAACAAAACAACAGUGACAAUGAACUUUGAACAAGGAAAUUAUUUCAUUGUCAAACCUCAGUGGCCUGAAGUGCAUAUGUGUAUGUGUUGAUGUAUGUACAGUAGUGUUCAAGAAGUCAGCAUAUUAAAGACUCAGCACUGAGAAUUUCUAUUCUACUCAUCUACUCUUAAAAUGAAAUAAAAUCUCAAUCAAGUAUUUAUUAUAUCUUUAUAGACAUGAUUUAAAU
Messenger RNA from Blastomyces dermatitidis ER-3, 1496 nucleotides. RefSeq lists its product as uncharacterized. Lineage: Eukaryota; Fungi; Ascomycota; Eurotiomycetes; Onygenales; Ajellomycetaceae. The transcript has a single exon. Bases 424 to 630 code for a protein of 68 amino acids. The record is from RefSeq and is a predicted model, not a curated record.